GAGCCCGGUGCGGCGGAGAUCAAAGCUGGGCGCAUUCGGUGGCGGCUCGGCGGGCGUGGGGAGAUGCAGGGGCUGCGAAGGCGGCUCCGGCCCCGCUCGCCUACGGAGAGGAUCUCUAACCCUUCCCCCAAGCCUGGCCAGUGGAGGGGCUCUGCCAUGGCCCCCAUACUGCAGGAGGCCGUGAGCACCCGUGACCUGGAGCUGGUGCAGCUGGUCCUGCGCUACCGUGACUACCAGAGAGCCAUCAAGCGCCUCGCGGGGAUCCCCAUCCUGCUGGAGAAGCUGCGCAAGGCUCAGGACUUCUACGUGGAGAUGAAGUGGGAGUUCACCAGCUGGGUGCCGCUGGUGUCCAAGAUCUGCCCCAGCGACACCUACAAGGUGUGGAAGAGUGGCCAGAACCUGCGGGUGGACACCACGCUGCUGGGCUUCGACCAUAUGACCUGGCAGCGGGGCAACCGCAGUUUUGUCUUUCGGGGACAAGACACCAGCGCGGUGGUGAUGGAGAUUGACCACGACCGGCGGGAAAAAGAGGCCUUUGCCAGCCACGACCAGUAGGUGCUGCUGGCUGCUGUGCAGCCCACUGAGGAGCAGGUGAUGGGACGGCUGACGGCCCCCGUCGUCACCACCCAGCUUGACACCAAGAACAUCGCCUUCGAGAGGAACAAGUCCGGGAUCCUGGGCUGGAGGAGCGAGAAGACGGAAAUGGUGAAUGGGUACGAGGCCAAGGUCUACGGCGCCUCUAAUGUGGAGCUGAUCACGCGGACGCGGACCGAGCACCUCUCGGACCAGCACAAGGGCAAGAGCAAAGGCAGCAAGACCUCCCUGCAGUCCUUCCUGGGCAUC
Charadrius vociferus (killdeer) is the source of this 843-nucleotide messenger RNA. Its product is annotated as ankyrin repeat domain-containing protein 13B-like. NCBI's taxonomy places the organism in Eukaryota, Metazoa, Chordata, Aves, Charadriiformes, Charadriidae. Gene Ontology annotation, cellular component: cytoplasm. The record is from RefSeq and is a predicted model, not a curated record.